AUAAUCACAGAUAUAAUUUGAUUAAUAUGACCAAUAGAAUACCAUGUAACAUGCUCAUUAAUUAAUCAUUGGCACAUCAUCCCAUGCGAUUCGACGUGAGCAGAAUCACUGAAAACGACUCUUUCGUGAUUCCCGGCGUUUUGAUCAUCGGUUUCUCACCGUCAAGUAAACGAUGGACUCGUUUAUUUUUACAGCUUCGCUGCUUGUUCCUCUUGUCGCCGUGUUAUCGUCUCUCCCUUUACCAAUUAACGGCAGUAACAGGACUAGAACCGUAUUCAGAGCUAACGUUUCUCGGGUAGCCCUCGCUGUAACGUCUCUUCCGUUGUGUGCGUUCUUUAUCUGUGUGUGCAUUGCGUUGUUGAGGGAUUUCGACGGUGCAACCAGUACACACUGUGAUGUUCCGAAUCUCUUGCCAUCAAUAAGUGCAUCAAUCGGUGACUAUACACCUCAACGCUACAUAUGGAGAACGGCCAUUUCGUUACACAGCGGUCCACGUUUACUCUACGCUUAUAUGCAUAACACAUGGUUGAAAGGUCACAGCCAAGAAUCAACCAUUGAUGGCCAUACUUAUGAAUCAUUUUGUAAAAUAGCCUUCAUUUGUAAUUUGAUUGAAAUAUUCUCAUUGAUGUUGCUUACGUCGGUUUCAUCAACAGAAUAUUUUGCAUUUCAUGAGGCCUGCACUGUACUGUUUCUGUUAAUGUCAUUUGCUUACAUGUCAUUGGUAGUUUUACUGUUCCAUUGGUUGCCACAGCGACAUCGAGACUAUCAGUCUUCAAAAAUUAAAGUGAUUUGUUGGUUGGUGACAAGUAUUUCUAUUCUUCUGAUGUUAUACCUUUAUUGGAGACAUAAUAAAUACUGUGAACCAUAUGUUUAUACAGUUUUUGCCUUUUUUGAAUACAUAGUUGUUCUAACUAAUAUGUGUUUCCACGGGACAGCAGCACUGGAUCUGAAAGAUAAAGAAAUUAUUGUGUCUUCCGAGAACUCCAGAACAUGGCAAGAUGUAUAAAGCAAUAAAUAACUCAUUAUCCAGAUACGAGUAAGCCAAUAUAUAAAGAUUCCUGUAUAUGCAAAUUACUAUGUCAUUUGACAGUGCAACCAAAAUACGCCCUCGGUGUUCAUUCUCCA
Molecule: messenger RNA, 1125 nt
Organism: Saccoglossus kowalevskii
Lineage: Eukaryota; Metazoa; Hemichordata; Enteropneusta; Harrimaniidae
Product: acyltransferase PGAP2-like
Biological process (GO): GPI anchor biosynthetic process
Cellular component (GO): endoplasmic reticulum membrane; Golgi membrane
Source: RefSeq, a predicted model, not a curated record